AUGGACUCCGCCCCGUUGAUCUGGAUUCUUCGCAUCUGGACGUCUCCUCCAGCCUCGUUUGGUGCGAUGAUGCGCUGGGCCCUCACAUCCAUCGUAUGCGCCGCAUGUUGCGCCCUCGCGCACACUUCCUGCCCGGCGCCGGUGGCAAAGGAUGGUAAUCAAGUCGUCUAUGAAGGCUUCUACCGCGACCAGGUAGAGACAUUCCUUGGAAUCCGGUAUGCGGAGGACACGGGAGGUCCCAACAGGUUCAAGCCUCCAAUACCAUAUCAGCCGUCCCCGGGCACGAACAUCAAAGCCACGGAAACUGGCCCGGCAUGUCCUCAGCCAACAGGCGCCCAGUUGCUUCCGCUAUAUCUGGGAAACAUCACGACCAUCUCGGAAGACUGCCUACGACUUAAUGUGAUCCGACCCAAUGGCACUCACCCGGGAUCCAACUUGCCUGUCCUCGUAUUUAUACAUGGCGGCAGCUUCAUCGCGGCGUCGAAAGAUGAUCCGGUUGCUCACCCUGGUGGCCUCAUCCUGGAGUCUGUUGCAAAUGGACAUCCCGUCAUGCAGUAAGUUUGUCCGAAAUGAGACCCCCAGUGACAUGAUAAUGACAUAUCCCGCCACAGCGUCGCUCUGAAUUACCGAUUAGGCGUGUUCGGCUUCGCACAGUCGGCUUCUCUCCAACAAGAAGGCUCUGAGAACGCCGGCGUGCGGGACCAGAGACUUGCGCUCGAAUGGGUUCAGCACAACAUCGCAGGAUUCGGCGGCAACCCCAACAACGUGACCAUCCACGGACAGUCUUCUGGGGGUCUCGCCAUGGGCAUUCAAACGGUGGCAUAUGGCGCAAGUAAACCAGCACCCUUCCAGCAAUUCAUAGCUCAAAGCCAGGCACUGGAGGGUGGAAUCACCGGCAAUUUUACCCGCAAAGCUAUGAACAAGGUUGCCAAUGCCACUGGAUGCAACACUACCGAUAUCGACUCCGCAGCGACUGUGUCCUGCUUCCGAGCGUUAAGCAUGGAGGAGCUUCUGCAAGCCCAAACUGAUACCCAUGGUUCUGGUCCGGCCGAAAACGUCGGGGAUGAAUGGCUUCCUGUCGUCGACGGCGAUUUCCUUCCUGCAGCUCCAUCUGAGUUGAUCGGGACUGGGCGCGUCUACAACGUAUCUGCUAUCGCGGGUUGGUGUAACAACGACGCUGUUCCCUUUGUCUCACUAUCCAGUCAGACGCCAAACGGUACUUAUGAGUGGUUCAAGGAAUACCUACCGGAUUUCACCCUCUCGAAUCUCAACAAGCUUCUCGACCUAUAUCCAUCUUCGGAAUUCCCGCCUUCUCGGUCCGCCAAUGGCUCUGUAGAGGUUUCGACCGAGACCCUACGGGCCGCGCGGAUCCUCAGAGACAUUGUAUUUGUCUGUCAAGCGGUCUUCCUCGGAGAAGCUCUGCAGAAGUCUGGAAACAGCUUCUACCUGUACGACCAGAACCAGACGUUCGUGACAGAUAUUUUGGCUUCGGAAGGAUCUCCCGGAGAAGGACCCGUCCACACCUCUGAAUUUGCAUACAUGUAAGACGACCCAUACGAUCCACAGUCUCUCGGACUAACCCAAGCGAUAUAGGUUCGGCAACUUGAGUCACUACAACGUCUAUGACUUCCCAUUCUACCCUAAUGCCACAGACUAUGCACUUCGAGACCGAGAGAGUCGAUCAUGGAGCUCUUUCGUGGCCACUGGAAACCCGUCUCUAGAGAACAAGACUACCCUCAAGGGAUGGAAGCAGGCGGAUCUGACAGACGAGAAUCUCGGUGUCUACAUCAUCGGUAGUCAAAACGAGGGCUAUUCGGGCCUGAACGGUUCUUCGGCUGCGCGAAGAGGGGUCGAGGCGCAAAAGCUGAAGAAGCGUUGCGAGUUUCUGAAUCAGCCCGAUGUGAUCAAGCAGCAGGGCUAUUGA
This is a messenger RNA of Lecanosticta acicola, 1924 nucleotides long. The record is from the annotation of a GenBank genome assembly. NCBI's taxonomy places the organism in Eukaryota, Fungi, Ascomycota, Dothideomycetes, Mycosphaerellales, Mycosphaerellaceae.